AUCACGCCACCGCACUCCAGCCUGCGUGACAGAGACUCCAUCUCAAAACAAGAAAAGGAUCAGAAGUGGUCCCUGAGCUCUAGGAGAGGAGCAAGGCCUGGGAAGAGCAUGAGGUUGGAAUCCCGGGCAAGUUACCCAGCCUCUCUGAGCCUCAGUCUCUUCAUCUGUCAGGUGAGGUUAAUGAUACCUUGGCGGGGAAGGAAUGAAUGGGAUUGUGUGAACAGGUCCGUGAGGGGGGCUCAGCACUUGUUGGUUCCCUUCUAAGGAGUGAUGACAAAUAGAAAAGCAGGACCUGAAUAGCUCACUCAAACCUGGAGGAGUUCACAUAAAAUGAAAUGACACAAGCAUUGAAAUAAUUGUCUUACAAGAGAAAAUUAUAGGUGGGAAAAGUCAAAACUGAAAAGUGAACAGUAGCAGACUGUCGAGAAGUUGAGGAAAGAAGUGUUGAAGCCGACUGUAAAGUGGGAAGCAAAGGUGAAGAGACGGUACCAAGUGAUGUGAGUUGGAAGCCGCGGAGUGCGGUGCUGAUUUUGCUAAGCAUCCAGAGGAUGAGAAGCCAAAAGCACAUGUUCUGCCAGGGCCUGGACGGUGGAGUGCAAGUCCAUGUAAGACUCAGGAGGAAAAGAGGUAGAACAUGGAAACCACUGGCAUCAAAGGAGGCUCAGCAGAGUCAUGGGAGGGAAAAUGGGGAGGGCAAAGGGGAAUUAAAGACGGGCAGGGAGAGCUUCCAGCACCUGUGACGGGCACAGGAGGAGCGCUCGAUUAAAUGGCGCCCAGCCAUCUUGUGAAGGGCUUAGGUCUGAGAUCGAAAACUGCGACAUAAACCUUUAGUUCUGAGGGACCAGUUUCUGGGGCUAUUGACCAGCAGAGGAGAGGGAGAUAAAGCCAGUAGGUGAGAGACGAGCUUGGAGGAGGUGACUGCUAUUGCAGAUAGAAUUGGUGGAGAGGCCCCCGGGAAGAUGAAUCCUCGGGUCACAGGCGGGCACUCCGCAAUGGAGAUGGAGCAUAGCAUUUGGAAAGAGAUUUCAGGAUGAUGAACAUAGCCUCAGACUUCUUGCUUCCCACAAAUGCAGAGACCCUUCCAUCCCUGAGCCCCCACCCAAAAUAGUAUUCAGGUGGAAGCUGUCAACCCAGAUUGGGUCAGUUGACAGGUGAGUCUGCCUGUCAGUGCCAGUCACACUUCUUUACCUUCAAGACUUCAAAGUAAAUUCCAGUUUGGAAGUGACAGCUUUUCCCCAUGGGGCGUGUUUCAGUGGAAGAGCGUCAGUUCCGUUUCCAGGGCCCCAAAGCCCUCCGUAAGCUCUGUUACCUUCUGGGUCAGUUCCCAUGGAUAAAAGGCUUAGCCAUGCAGGAAUGUGCUCUGGCUGCUGUGAGGUUUGCAGAUCAGUCUCAUGGACCUGUGCCCUGCCCACGGCCUCAGAACAAGUUCCUGUGAGAGGAGACCCAGCAGUGGGCAAGACUGCCCUGGCGCAGAUCUUCCGCAGUGACGGAGCCCAUUUCCAGAAGAGCUACACCCUGACAACAGGAAUGGAUUUGGUGGUGAAGACAGUGCCAGUUCCUGACACGGGAGACAGUGUGGAACUCUUCAUUUUCGACUCUGCUGGCAAGGAGCUGUUUUCGGAAAUGCUGGAUACAUUGUGGGAGAGUCCCAAUGUCUUAUGUCUCGUCUAUGAUGUGACCAGUGAACAGUCCUUCAACAACUGCAGCAAGUGGCUGGAGAAGGCUCGGCUCCAGGCUCCAGGCCUCUCUCUCCCAGGUGUUUUAGUUGGGAACAAGACAGACCUGGUCGGCAGGCGAGCAGUGGACUCAGCUGAGGCCCGGGCAUGGGCGCUGGGCCAAGGCCUGGAAUGUUUCGAAACAUCCGUGAAGGAGAUGGAAAACUUCGAAGCCCCUUUCCACUGCCUGGCCAAGCAGUUCCACCAGCUGUACCGGGAGAAGGUGGAGGUUUUCCGGGUGCUGGCGUGAACAGCUGGAGCAGAUCGUGCUGCACAACUGGAGAAGACAGAAUGACCUCUGCACUUUUAAUGUAUAAUGAUGGCUUUAAAUAAAAUGAGGAGAAAAUGUCGAA
Molecule: messenger RNA, 2068 nt
Organism: Rhinopithecus roxellana (golden snub-nosed monkey)
Lineage: Eukaryota; Metazoa; Chordata; Mammalia; Primates; Cercopithecidae
Gene: IFT27
Product: intraflagellar transport 27
Exons: 7
Coding region: 1327-1965 (212 amino acids)
Biological process (GO): intraciliary transport
Cellular component (GO): Golgi apparatus
Molecular function (GO): GTPase activity; GTP binding
Source: RefSeq, a predicted model, not a curated record